Eruca vesicaria subsp. sativa (arugula) is the source of this 396-nucleotide messenger RNA. Lineage: Eukaryota; Viridiplantae; Streptophyta; Magnoliopsida; Brassicales; Brassicaceae. The record is from the annotation of a GenBank genome assembly.
AUGGUUAAGAAUGUGUACUUUAUUCUAGUGAGUAUAUGCAUUGCAUCAUCCGUUAAUGCUCAGUUACCACAAGUUCCAUUUCCAUUUCAACCAAGUCCUGGUACACCAGGAUUUCCAUUUCCGCUUCCGUUUCCGUUUCAACCAAGUCCCGGUGGUAUGCCAGAAAUUCCUGAUAUGAGGAAAUGUUGGUCAACAUUUAUGGAUAUGCCCGGAUGCCUUGCAGAGAUAAGACAAUCUAUUACCACCGGAAAAUUUGGUAGUAUAGGUCCCGCUUGUUGUAAAGUUUUUUUAGAUGCUGAAGCUAACUGCACACACCAUCUUCCAUUCAACCCCUUUUUUCCUCCUAUGGUAAAAGAACAAUGCUCCCGAGCUGCUGGUCCUCCAACGACAUUGUAG